Messenger RNA from Carlito syrichta (Philippine tarsier), 282 nucleotides. Its product is annotated as zinc finger protein 510-like. Lineage: Eukaryota; Metazoa; Chordata; Mammalia; Primates; Tarsiidae. The transcript is spliced from 3 exons. Gene Ontology annotation, biological process: regulation of DNA-templated transcription. The record is from RefSeq and is a predicted model, not a curated record. The annotation marks the transcript as partial.
GGGAACCUUCAAAGGCCUCUACUCUCUUCGAGGAGCAGCAGAAAACGAACAUGGCUCAGGGAUCCGUGUCGUUUGAGGACGUGACCGUGGAGCUCACCCGGGAGGAGUGGCAGCAGAUGGGCCCCUGGGAGAGGAGCCUGUACAGGGACGUGACGCUGGAGAACUAUGGCCACCUCGUCGCAGUGGGGUGUUGCAUUACCAAACCCAAGGUUAUCCUCAAGUUGGAGCAAGGAGAAGAACCAUGGUCCCUAGAAGUCAAAUUCCUAAACCGGAAGUACCCAG